UGAGGGCGGGGCUCAGGUAAGUGGAGGUGCCGCAGAAGGCAAGACGGAAGAAGAAGAAGAAAGAAACGAGGAGGAUAAACAACAACAAGUCCAAGGGGACAGUAAAGUGUUAAGUUUAAUUUGAAUAAUCACUAGGUUAAACAUCGUCCUUCCUGGGCAGCGGAGUGGGCUCCGUGUGUCGGAUCUGGGCUGUGGUUCUAAAAGUCUCGACCGAAGCUAAGGAUCAGGAGGAGCUCUGAGGUUUUCACUAUGUGUGACGGCCUGUCCCACUGUAAACUGGCUCUGGCCUUCGCUGUGUUGAUGGAUCUACUGGGAGCAGCUUCUCUACUGGUCGGAGUCUUCGCCCACCUGGAGAUCCAAGGGCAGGACUUUGGGGACUUACUGGUUUAUACUGGAGCCCUGUUUGUGCUCAUGUCUCUGGCUGGAUGGGUGACUUGGUACAGCGGAAACAUCGAGGGUCUGACAUCCAAGAAGGAGCUGGGACACAUCAGCAGCGCCGUGGACCGACUCGCCCGCACCCUCAGCCGCAAGAUCCGCAGCCACAGAACCCACCACUGACCCUGAGGGGAAGAGUCCCUUUCAUUUUAAAAGCCUGGUCACAUUCGUUAGCAACAGUAUUAGAGGGAGAAAACAACAAGCAUGUUAGAAACAUUUCAAUACUAGAUGUGCAUCUGUUACACAGUCAGACUGUUAAUGUGUUGUUAUAAGCAGUAUUGUCAUUUUUAUAGAGUGAAUGCGACUGUCACCUGUUACAUUUCAAUAAAAACCUUUGUGUGUCUACGUUUUACACCAAGA
This is a messenger RNA of Betta splendens (Siamese fighting fish), 795 nucleotides long. RefSeq names its product transmembrane protein 238a (gene tmem238a). The record is from RefSeq and is a predicted model, not a curated record. NCBI's taxonomy places the organism in Eukaryota, Metazoa, Chordata, Actinopteri, Anabantiformes, Osphronemidae. The coding region runs from base 250 to 558 and encodes 102 amino acids. The transcript has 3 exons.